UUUAGCACAAACACUAAAGGGGGAAAUCGUUUUCUAAAAGGUUGGGAAGAUGGCAGUGUUGAAAAAUAAAAGUAUAAUAUUGAAUAAAUGAAAAUGAGUAGGUCUUGCUAAAAGCCUUUAUUUUGUUUGAAAUAUAGUAAUAAGAACUGGGAUAAUAAUCACAUUGGUGCUUUGUGUUUCCAAGCAUUUUCCAAAUAUUUUGUCUUCUCAACAGUCCUUCACAAUGAACUGGGAAGGGCAGUGUCCGAGGGAGGAAAGAGUGACAGACCUGGAGACUACCAUUCUCUGUCCUUCUCACAGCUCUUUCACCAUGCCUGGGUCACUUCCUUUGAAUGCAGAAGCUUGUUGGCCAAAAGAUGUGGGAAUUGUUGCCCUUGAGAUCUAUUUUCCUUCUCAAUAUGUUGACCAAGCAGAGUUGGAAAAAUAUGAUGGUGUAGAUGCUGGAAAGUACACCAUUGGUUUGGGCCAGGCCAAGAUGGGCUUCUGCACAGAUCGAGAAGAUAUCAACUCUCUUUGUCUGACUGUGGUUCAGAAUUUGAUGGAAAGAAAUAGCCUUUCCUAUGAUUGCAUUGGGCGACUAGAAGUUGGAACAGAGACAAUCAUUGACAAAUCAAAAUCAGUGAAGACUAAUUUGAUGCAGCUGUUUGAGGAGUCUGGGAAUACAGAUAUAGAAGGAAUAGAUACAACUAAUGCAUGCUAUGGAGGCACAGCUGCUGUCUUCAAUGCUGUUAACUGGAUUGAGUCCAGCUCUUGGGAUGGACGGUAUGCUCUGGUAGUUGCAGGAGAUAUUGCUAUAUAUGCCACAGGAAAUGCCAGGCCUACAGGGGGAGUUGGAGCUGUGGCUCUACUAAUUGGGCCAAAUGCUCCUUUAAUUUUUGACCGAGGGCUUCGUGGGACACAUAUGCAACAUGCCUAUGACUUUUACAAGCCUGAUAUGCUCUCUGAAUAUCCCAUAGUAGAUGGAAAACUCUCCAUACAGUGCUACCUCAGUGCAUUAGACCGCUGCUAUUCUGUCUACCGCAAAAAGAUUCGCGCCCAGUGGCAGAAAGAGGGAAAUGAUAAAGAUUUUACCUUGAAUGAUUUUGGCUUUAUGAUCUUUCACUCACCAUAUUGUAAACUGGUUCAGAAAUCGCUAGCUCGGAUGUUGCUGAAUGACUUUCUUAAUGACCAGAACAGAGAUAAAAAUAGUAUCUAUAGUGGCCUGGAAGCCUUUGGGGAUAUUAAGUUAGAAGAUACUUACUUUGACAGAGAUGUGGAAAAGGCAUUUAUGAAGGCUAGUUCUGAACUAUUUAAUCAGAAAACAAAGGCAUCUUUGCUUGUAUCAAAUCAAAAUGGAAAUAUGUAUACAUCUUCAGUAUAUGGUUCCCUUGCUUCUGUUCUAGCACAGUACUCUCCUCAGCAAUUGGCAGGGAAGAGAAUUGGAGUAUUCUCUUACGGUUCUGGUUUGGCUGCCACCCUGUACUCUCUUAAAGUUACACAAGAUGCCACACCAGGGUCUGCUCUUGAUAAAAUAACAGCAAGUUUAUGUGAUCUCAAAUCAAGGCUUGACUCAAGAACCUGUAUGGCACCAGAUGUUUUUGCUGAAAGCAUGAAGCUCAGAGAGGAUACUCAUCACUUGGCCAACUAUAUUCCUCAGUAUUCAAUAGAUUCACUGUUUGAAGGAACAUGGUACCUAGUUAGAGUGGAUGAGAAGCACAGAAGAACUUAUGCUCGGCGCCCCUCUCCAAAUGACCACAAUUUGAAUGAAGGAGUAGGGCUUAUGCAUUCAAAUACAGCAACUGAGCACAUUCCAAGCCCUGCUAAGAAAAUGCCAAGACUUCCUGCAACAGCAGCAGAACCUGAAGCAGCUGUCGUUAGUAACGGGGAACAUUAAGUACACUGUGAGGGACAAGACUUCGCAGCGGAUUUGGGUUGGGGAUGGGUGUAUGGGAACGGUUGCAGGAAUGGAUAUCUGGGGACAAUUUCAGAGGUUACAUGUUGUGUAAACUGUUAUGUGACUGACUCGGAGCCUAGAAAACUAUCGUGUUCUUGGAAAAGUCUCUCCGCAAUUUGCUUCCUGUUGUGGUCUGGCCAAUGCUGAGUGUUCUCAAAUGAUGUUAAGGGCUCUGUAAAACUUUAUACCUCUCUGGCCAUUUAUAUGCAUGAAAUUUAGUUUUUAAACAUGAUAUGAAUCGUGUGCUUCUGUCAAAAGAAAGCAGAGGUACUAAUGUCAAAUUUUUUUUUUUUAAUGUAAGUAUUUUAUACUUUGAACAAACAAGAUUACUGAAAGUACCUGUGGCUUUUGGAAAAUUUUUCUAGUUUGGGGAAUGGGGUCUUAAAAUGUGGUAUGCACAGACCCUGCUUGAAAAUGGCAAGACAAACAUUCUCUUUUUCUAAGAUUUAUAAAUCCUAAAGAGGCAGAAAAGAGUUAAGAUAGUGACACUGCUUCUGGAAUCUGGACUGUGCUUUAAGUCCAGGUCAGCAGUGAGGAAAGUUGUUGUAAUGACCUGAGCAGACAGCCGUCAGCAGUGAGCAGGCUUUUCGCAUGGAGAACAUGGUUCAUCUGGGACCUGUAGGAACUGAGUGCUCCUGGUCUCCUCAUGGGGGGUUAUGCUCUUACAGAUCUUACAGAGGUGUGCAUAAGGAAGCUUAUUGUGAUCCUUCUUUGCACCUUAUUGUAAAGAAUAAAUGAAACAUUUCUUGACUGCCUUUUUAAAUUUAAGAUAGUAAGGAUGGGGCAGGGCAUUAUUAGGUGACAUAUGCUUCAGUGUUAUAAGUUCAAUUUAUAGACUGACAAAUUUAUGGUGUGAGAGUUCUUUUCCUUUUUGUUUUAUGUGUAUGUUUUGUUUUGUUUUGUAUCUGUUCAAUGAAAAUAAGAAGUUACAACCCAACUUUUUACAUAUUCUGACUAGCCAAAAAAGAGUAUUCUCUUUCAAGAUCUGGAAGAAGAAUUUAUAAAGUUUUUCUUAGACUUUCACCUUAAAAAACAACAAACAAAACUAUCACAUUGAAUGAAUAAGAUUGGUUAGAAAGUUUUUUAGUUGUUUUUGGUGCUGAACUAUGACAUGAGCCUUAUAGAUUGUAAAAUAGAGAUAGUUGGAACUAAUGUACAGAACUAAAUUUUUUAACUUUAUUUGUUAAAUUCUGUGAAGUUUCAGUUAUCUAAAAUAAACAUACAGUGAUAAGAAAUGUAAUGUUGCAGAUUGCAAGGUAAUAUGUAAUGUGGUGUUGUAAGAUACUCUUGUCUAAUAUUAACUAGUAGUAUUUUGAUUUGUAAAGUUAUAAUUUGUUAAAAUGCCUUCAUUUUAACAUCCACUGAUAUAGAUUAAUAAUGUAAGUUCAGAUUUAAAGAAUGGUGGGAAAAUGGUGCAUGUAAUGCAUUUUUGCAAGUAUUGGAAGUUCUGUAUGUUUUGAAAAGAGUUAUUUAACAUUUGGAUGCCAAGAAAUGGGUUUUCUCAAAGUCCAUUGCCGGCAAUGGGCAAGCCUGGUAAUACUGGCACAGAGCAUUAACCAUACACCUUAUUAAUGCUGAGGUGAAUAACUUUGAAAUAAAGUUUUAGAGAAAUAUUUCA
This is a messenger RNA of Castor canadensis (American beaver), 3551 nucleotides long. The record is from RefSeq and is a predicted model, not a curated record. Lineage: Eukaryota; Metazoa; Chordata; Mammalia; Rodentia; Castoridae.